UCUCAUCCAAAAACCAGUUCUUGUGACUAUAAUUUAACACAUAAAAAUAUUGUCUUAUACUUAGAGAACUUUGAAACAAUCACAAUGAAACCAUAUCUUACAUGAUCAACAACAUAGCCACAUCCAUAUUCCUAAACUAAUCUUUCCUUCCACACACCAUGAAUGACACAGUGGACAAAUUAGUAAUCUUCCUAGCAAAAAGAGAUGGCAUAGACAAGCUUGUGAAGACAUUCCAAUAUGUCUCAAAGCUUGUAAACUGGCAAGUUGAAUUCACUCAACCUGAAAUCUCCAAGAAGUUCAAAAAUUGGGAAGUAGCUUCUGGCUUAAGCCGAAAAGCCUUUAGAACUGGUAGGUUUCUUACUGGAUUCAACACUAUUAGAAGAAAUCCUGGUUCUACUGUUACUUUGAGGCUACUAGCAGUUCUUUCUAAUUCAGGAGAAAUGGUUUAUUUCUUCUUUGAUCAUUUUCUUUGGUUGUCGAGGAUCGGAACAUUGGAUGCAAAAUUGGCUAAGAAGAUGAGUUUCAUAUCGGCGUUUGGUGAAGCUGUAGGAUAUGUUUUCUUUAUUAUAUCUGAUUUUAUUUUGUUGAAUGAAGGAUUGAAGGCUGAGAGAAAGUUGAGAAGUUCAGAAGGAAAUGGAAAUGAGAAAGAAAAUGAGAAAGAGAUUCAGAAAAUAAGAAGUGAUAGAAUAAUGAGGCUUAUGGCUGUAGCUGCUAAUGUUGCAGAUUUGAUUAUAGCAUUGGCUGAAAUUGAACCAAAUCCUUUCUGUAACCAUACUAUUUCUCUUGGUAUUAGUGGAUUGGUUUCUGCAUGGGCUGGUUGGUAUAGAAAUUGGCCUUCAUAAAUCAAAUUUCAAAUGCACCUCUUUGAGUGCCACUUUCUGUGUUGGUCAAUCCAUACAGAGAAAAAGAAAUUCGGCCUUUCAAUGGGUACCUCCGCAAAUGGGCGGUGAGAUUGGUGUUUCUCGUAUUAGUCGGUCAUAUUGUUGAAUACUGAGUCUUGAGCAAAAAUUCAAAUGCACACUAUAUGUAAUGUUUUACUUUUCAAGUAAUGGAUGCUUAAUUGUAUUAGCAA
Molecule: messenger RNA, 1072 nt
Organism: Trifolium pratense (red clover)
Lineage: Eukaryota; Viridiplantae; Streptophyta; Magnoliopsida; Fabales; Fabaceae
Product: peroxisomal membrane protein 11B
Exons: 1
Coding region: 159-842 (227 amino acids)
Biological process (GO): peroxisome fission; regulation of peroxisome size
Cellular component (GO): peroxisomal membrane
Source: RefSeq, a predicted model, not a curated record